This is a messenger RNA of Gaeumannomyces tritici R3-111a-1, 1104 nucleotides long. RefSeq lists its product as hypothetical. Lineage: Eukaryota; Fungi; Ascomycota; Sordariomycetes; Magnaporthales; Magnaporthaceae. The transcript has 5 exons. The coding region runs from base 1 to 1104 and encodes 367 amino acids. The record is from RefSeq and is a predicted model, not a curated record.
AUGGGAUGCCCGCGGGGCGGUUGGCAGCCUGCCAUGCGGCAGCGGCAGGCCGCCGUGGCCGAAAGCGCCGAGUUGGUCAGGAAGCGAGUCAAACCAUGCCAGGCCGGCAGGGAUCGGCGCAGGGAGGUGGUGCCUGAUGGACUCGAUCAAGCUACUCGGCCCUUCCGCGGGGACGUCGACCUCGAGGAACACGAGAAGCUCUGCAGGCCUCCAAUGCCGGAAGCCGCCGAGAGCAGCAACGCACCCACGGCCCACGAUUACGAGGGCGUCUUCAAACCCGGUCGAAUCACACGAGGUUUAGCCUGCCGAGGUUCUAUAAAAAGAUGUAGGCAGCGUGCCGUCGCCCAAAGCUGCGCAUGCCGCAUGAACUCGAAGCGUCGAGGCCGGUGGAUGGACGCGCCCGGGAGAGGGGCAGAGAUAUUGCGUGAGCGGGAGUCCCAGACAGCAGCAACCCAGCUCCCAGGACACCGCCAAGCGGAGCCAACUCGCUUCCUUGGCCAAGUCCUCCGAGCUGCUGAGGAGCGUUUCCAUUUCGGGAGGUGCCAGGCCAGCAGCGCCAUAAGAGCUAGCCAGGGUCUGCUGCAGGCGCUGGCGCCACGCACACGCUACCUUGGGGACUGGAACCAUGGAUCGGCCCUGCCUGGAUGGGGAGGCGAAAACAAGACGACAUCGGCGGGCGGCCACGGCCAGCCCGGUGCUGAGGACGCGCCCUGCCCUCCAGCCACGGCCACAAGCAGCUCCGAGGCUGAGGGCCCGAUGACACUAUGCCAUGCCCACGCCCCCAAGGAAUGUGUGCCGCUGGGCUGGAUCGCUUGCCUGCCUCGCAUCCCCACCGCUGCUGAGGCUGCAUCGAGAUUGGCAUCCGCCCUUCCGGCUGGCCGCCCAUCGAGGCUAAGCUUGCUCUGCUCGCCUCGGACGACAGAACCGCCCGUUGCUUGGCUUGGGGCUGCUCUGGAUCCCUGUGGUCUCGCCAGGGGCGUCCUUGGAAAGGGACGACGGGAGAGUGACAGGAAUAGCAAGGACCUAGCAGAUACUAUGGUCUGGUCCGAGGCGGGCGGCAUCAAGGCCGAAACCGAGACAGCAUCGCGCGAAAAAGGAAUAUAA